AUAGUGCAUCAUAGCGUACGGCUUUGUCUGGUGAUCAAUUCACUAAUUAAUCUUUUUGACAAAAAAAUCUAAGUAUAAAAUAAUAUAGAAAAUAUUUUAAAAUUGAUAAUCACAUAGAUUUGUUUCUGUAAGCAAAACUCAACUUUAUGCUACUUUAAAUUCUAUAAUAUUUGAUUCCCCUAUUGGAGAAUUUUUAUUUAAUUUGAGUGUGAUUCCCCUAAUUAUUAUUUAUAUGUUUAAAAUACUACUAAUUCGUGGGACCCAAUAAUAUAUUCGGAAACAACUUUGACCCAAAAAGAUAUAUAAUUCGUUUAAAAGAAAAAAAUGAAAAGCAAAAGAAGCUCUGAAAAGCCUUUAUAAUCUCAUCACAAUCACCGCGAGACCCAAAGAUCUCAACAAUCUCUCCCCCAUCCCAUAGUGUGAUUCUGUUUUACUAUCAGAGAGUUUGUUAUAACUGACUAAGUCGAGAUAAUGAGUGAACUCGAACGCGGAACGAGUCAGAUGACGACGACUGAGACACACCGCACGACGACGUUUCUUGACUUGCUCCGACGCCAGAUGAGCGGUGUGGAUCGCACAAGGAGGAAGCGGACUCUCAAAGAACGGUUGAGAUUCAAAUGCAUCGGGUGCUGUGGGCCCAUUAGGCGUCUCCAUCAGCCCAACAAUACUCUCCACAGUCCAACAACCUCAAGUGAAGACGAACUCGAAACCCGAUUCGCUCCCGGGUCGGACAUUGGAGCGGGCGCAUCGUCAGGAUCGGGUAUGAACCUCGCGACGGCGUUAGAGGCGGAGAGAUAUAACCGGGGCGAUCCGACGGAGGUCGACAUGACGCCGACGAGAGUGUCGUUGAUGAGAUUGCUGGAUGAGACGGCGGAGAGAGCCGUUGAUGACGGGAGAGAGACGGAGAUAUCGACGGCGUUAACGGGGAAUGAUACGGUGUGCUGCGUGUGUAUGGGAAGAAAGAGAGGCGCUGCGUUUAUCCCAUGUGGACACACUUUUUGCAGAGUUUGCUCCAGAGAGCUGUGGCUGAACCGGGGCUCGUGUCCUCUUUGCAACCGUCCGAUCAUCGAGAUCCUUGACAUUUUCUGAAACUAAUCAAAGUUCUCGAUCACUGUGAGUAACUACGUUGAGUGUGAUAGGCGUCGAAGACAAAGUUUUAUUACGGUUUGUACUUUUGUUCGUUUCUUUUGUUUAUGAGAAAGCAGCUUAUGUAAAUGCGAGAGAUUCUGUUCACGAGGCCCAUUAAAUCAAAAUCUAUAGCCCAAUAAUAUGUCCUCGUGUCCUAGCUUAUGUUAGGGAGUAGCGACUUGGCCUUAAAUAUUUUAAAAUAUGUAAUGAUCUGAUCGCUUGUAUCUACUGUUCAAAAUUACAUUUGAAACACAUCAAAUUUUA
This is a messenger RNA of Brassica napus (rape), 1392 nucleotides long. RefSeq names its product death-associated inhibitor of apoptosis 1-like. Bases 472 to 1089 code for a protein of 205 amino acids. NCBI's taxonomy places the organism in Eukaryota, Viridiplantae, Streptophyta, Magnoliopsida, Brassicales, Brassicaceae. The transcript has a single exon. The record is from RefSeq and is a predicted model, not a curated record.